Oncorhynchus tshawytscha (Chinook salmon) is the source of this 3592-nucleotide messenger RNA. Its product is annotated as butyrophilin subfamily 3 member A1. The record is from RefSeq and is a predicted model, not a curated record. Gene Ontology annotation, molecular function: protein binding. The transcript is spliced from 30 exons. NCBI's taxonomy places the organism in Eukaryota, Metazoa, Chordata, Actinopteri, Salmoniformes, Salmonidae. Bases 211 to 2841 code for a protein of 876 amino acids.
GCCAGGUCGAAAAAGCAGCUUCCUUUCUCCUGCUGAAAGGGGCGUGGCUGUUGAUGCAAAGAUGAAUUGAAUAUUCAUAAGGUGGCGCGUUGUCAUUGGCUGAAUGAGGCUGAAAAAAAUCAAAGGCAGAAUUGAAAUGCACGGGAUGUAUGUUGGAUGGUCAUGAAUCUAUAGGAUCAUCGGAGGAUCCCUAAAGUCAGGAUACAUUUGAUGUUUACGACCGUUGGAAAUCGAGGCACCAUGUACUUAGGGUUGUGUCUGAGGGUGCUGAUACUGUCUGCUCUCACAGUUCCCAUCAGAGCAGCUCAACCUGCUCCGGAGACGUUCACCUUAACUGUCCCUGAUGGUCCAACCUCGACCCUAUCUGGCUCCUCUGUCUCUCUACUCUGUCAAGUUUCACCUCUCUUCAAUGCUGAGCCAUUGGAGGUGCGCUGGUAUCAUUCCAGUAACUCCCACAGUCUUGCCUUGUUGUACAAAGAUCACAAGAUCCAGGAGGCCCCUGUGGACCCCCGGUACAGGGGCCGGGUGUCUCUAACUGGGGGGAUGGAGAGAGGGAACGUUUCCCUGACACUGGAGAGGGUCACACUGGAAGACAGGGGGGAGUAUGUGUGCCAAGUCACCAGUGAACAGUGGUAUGAAAAGGCCAGUGUCUUCCUCACAGUGAAUGUAACAGGUAGAGAACCAGUUCUCUCUGUUGCUGAAGCAAGAGGAGGAGGAGGUCAGGUGAACGUUACCUGUUCAUCAGAGGGUUGGUCACCACAACCUAAACUCACCUGGAGAAACAAAGAGGGGACAGAGAUCAGAAAUGAACAAGAAGUGCUCAACACUUCUGAUCCCCAUGGCUUGGUGAGUGUCAGUAAUUGGCUGCUGUAUGCUUCCUCAUACUCCGAUUGGCUCGCCUGUACAGUCUAUCUGUCUGAGGAGGCGAAGAGAGAGGGCAGAAUUCUGCCACAUAUGAACACAGCUCCUACAGCUGUACCUGGAGUCUCCAAAGAGGCCUUCAUUGUGACUCUGGUCCUGUUGAUCCUGUCUCUGGUCAUCAUCUGUGCUCUGUGCUCUGUCAUCUUGUGCAAACAAAGAGGGUCCAUGUGGUCUUCAUCCCAAAAGUCCAGAAACCGUUCAGAUCAAGCUGAGCUGGGACAGAGGCUGGCAGAGACAGAACACCUAAUUGAAGGGGCAGAAAACACAGUGCAGAACCCUACUGACCAGAGAGCAGCUGGAAAUGAUGUUCAUCUGGAAGGGGCAGAAAACACAGUGCUGACACCUACUGAACAGAAAGCAGCUGGAAAAGAUGUUAAUCUGAAAGGGGCAGAAAACACAGUGCAGACACCUACUGAACAGAGAGCAGCUGGAAAAGAUGUUCACCUGAAAGGGGCAGAAAACACAGUGCAGAACCCUACUGAACAGAGAGCAGCUGGAAAUGAUGUUCAUCUAGAAGAAAACGCAGUGCUGACACCUACUGAACAGAGAGCAGCUGGUAAAGAACUUAAUCUGGAAGAAAACGCAGUGCUGACACCUACUGAACAGAAAGCAGCUGGAAAAGAUGUUAAUCUGAAAGGGGCAGAAAACACAGUGCUGACACCUACUGAACAGAGAGCAGCUGGAAAUGAUGUUCAUCUGGAAGAAAACGCAGUGCUGACACCUACUGAACAGAGAGCAGCUGAAAAAGAACUUAAUCUGGAAGAAAACGCAGUGCUGACACCUACUGAACAGAAAGCAGCUGGAAAAGAUGUUAAUCUAGAAGAAAACGCAGUGCUGACACCUACUGAACAGAGAGCAGCUGGAAAUGAAGUUAAUCUGGAAGAAAACACAGUGCAGACACCUACUGAACAGAGAGCAGUUGGAAAAGAUGUUCAUCUGAAAGGGGAAGAAAACACAGUGCUGACACCUACUGAACAGAGAGCAGCUGGAAAUGAUGUUCAUCUGGAAGAAAACGCAGUGCUCACACCUACUGAACAGAGAGCAGCUGAAAAAGAACUUAAUCUAGAAGGGGCAGAAAACACAGUGCAGAACCCUACUGAACAGAGAGCAGCUGGAAAUGAUGUUCAUCUAGAAGAAAACGCAGUGCUGACACCUACUGAACAGAGAGCAGCUGGAAAUGAAGUUAAUCUGGAAGAAAACACAGUGCAGACACCUACUGAACAGAGAGCAGUUGGAAAAGAUGUUCAUCUGAAAGAAAACACAGUGCAGACACCUACUGAACAGAGAGCAGUUGGAAAAGAUGUUCAUCUGAAAGGGGCAGAAAACACAGUGCAGACACCUACUGAACAGAGAGCAGCUGGUGAAGAACUUAAUCUGAAAGAUUGGCACCAGGUGAAAAUAUUCAAAGAGAAUAUCCUCCUGGAUGAAAAGACUGCCCACCCUGCUAUUAGAGUCAAUCAUGGAAAGCAGCGGGCUCAUUACGUUAAAGAAAAAGAUACAGAGAAACCCUCUAGAACGCAUCUCCAUGUGUUUUCUAAAGAGAGUUUCAGAUCAGGACAACACUAUUGGGAAGUGAAGGUAAAGGACGGAACAGCAGAAAAACUGUCAUGGUAUGUUGGUGUGGCCAGAGAAAAUGUUGAGAGAAGACCUACUGUUCCUUUAACUCCACAGAAUGGAUUUUGGAUUCUUUCUUAUGAUAAAGGAAAAUGUUUCCAUGUCAAUACCGACCCUCAACCACCAAUAACUGUGGCAAAGCUCACUAUUGUGGGAGUGUUUCUAGACUGUGACAGACACACUCUGUCUUUUUAUCAUGUUGAUACAGAGUCACUUCUUUACACUUUUACUGAUGUGAAGACAUCCAACUACUUUCCUCUGCUCAGCCCGGGACAAUGUGACAAAAUCCCAAUUAAAAUAAAUUGAAUGCAUACCAAAACCCCUUUCACCCCAGUGAGCCAAGUCGAGCUGUACUGCGCUGGCCUGGUUAGUAUAGGUUGGGUCAGCACAAUAGUGUGAAAAGGGUCUGAGAUGCAGGUGAAAUUCAUGUCAAAUGAGACAUGCAUUAUACACAUUUUGUGUUAUUCAGUGAUACCAAGUUGAGUGUCUUUUUCCCAAAACGUUUUCAGACGCCACAAGAAAAAGAGAGCACUAGUCAUGUUUUCUUUUGGUCGGCAGUAACUCCGCCAUGUUUUGUUGAACAAACCCUAUGGAAAAAUGAAUGGCGUUUUGGUUGGGUUUUUGGAUAAACGUUGAAAAUAAGGCCUGUGGUAAAUGCAGGUUUAGGAGCUAAUCUUCAUCAGCUAUUCAGAAAAAACACAAAGGCUUAAUUCAUAAUAUCUAAUAGGAACGUUAUCUCAGAUCAAAAUGUAUAACAUCUCCUAAGCCUGUGUUAACCUCAGAUGUUAUUUUCUGCAUUUAUCCCAAAACUCUAUUCUUUCCCCCUAAGAAUGGCUGAACGAACCAAAACCUACACAUACAAAUCUUUUAGGACUACAAGCUGGCGAGUUUUAUAAAAUCAACAAAAAAUCUUUUACUUUUUUUCUAACUGUAGCUAGAUUCUGAAUAUAUAUAUACUGUGAAGCUACUGUUGUGCAAGUUAGCAAUAUACUUUGCAUUCUUGAAUUAUGUUAAAAUGUUGUCCCAAUUAAUAAAUUACUGUAAUCUGUUGAUACAA